Messenger RNA from Drosophila takahashii, 1485 nucleotides. RefSeq lists its product as uncharacterized. The record is from RefSeq and is a predicted model, not a curated record. NCBI's taxonomy places the organism in Eukaryota, Metazoa, Arthropoda, Insecta, Diptera, Drosophilidae.
AUGGCAGUGUUAAGGAUUUUUUGGCUGCUUCUACUAUACUUCCAAGUAAUUCAAGGGAUCAAAGUGGAUAGUCCCAGCCAGGAAGGAGGUUCUACUUCUACGCUAAAUCCCCCAGUUUAUAGAGUUUCCAAGCCGGAACCCAAACAACAUGAAAAUCGGGUUCCUCCUCAUCUGCAGGAUAUUCGUCCUGGUUAUGUGGACGAUGAUGCGGGGGAUGUGAUCAGAAUUAUAGAGCCUCCUCAGCAUUUUCAGCAGCUAAAAAGAUUACGUCAGAGGCAACCUUCCAAUCCUCCUGUAAUCUGGGAACAACCAAGAAAACUGGCCACCAACAGGGUUAAGAUAAUAAACCAAGGCGACCUCCUCACCCAAGAAACCCAGCUGCAAAGCGGCCCCAAUCAGCUGCAAAUACCCAUGGAAAUUCUGGCCUCAGUGCGGAAAACAGAGCGUCUUUUGCAGCGACAGAGACAAAAGUUUCCGCAAGUAAGACAACGUCAUAUCCAAAGGCAAAGUCAUACGUUAAUAGCCCAAAAAUCACUGGAACAGCAGCUCUACCAACGUGGCCAACAGCAAAGGCUGAGAGCGGUUUUGAGUCGCCAACAAGAGCACAAGAGAAGUAAAAGAAAUAGAAGGCACGUUGCAGAGGUUCCAGAGAAAAGAAAGGAUAAAUAUGAUGUACAAAAAGGUUUAAAAUUGGUGGCUCACAUAGGAGACCUGCUGAAAAAUGCCACGCAAUAUUUACCCGACGACGACGGGGUCACCAAUGAGCUGAAGACGGGGUCACCUAACAGCUGCAGCAAUGCUGCAACCAAUUGUCAGGCAAAUCGGCGACGUCGCCAAAGGCUUUUCAAGCAGCAAGUCAAGUCAGCAGAGCGGGAAAAAUUAAAGGAGAGGCGGCGGUUUAACUUCCGGAACGAGCCAACAAAAACAACAACAACUACAACUCAGGCGACAAUAACAACUACAACUAAUGGCAAAUUGGGGUUUUCAAGUGUCAAUUCAGUGGCGGAUUUAACUUCCGUAACUUCCGCAACUCCGCUGGCCAGUCGCCUGGUGAAUUCACGCAAAUCCAAAUCCAAAUCACCUAAGCCAAAAACCAACCGCAACGAUGACUCCAUACUCUAUGCGGAUGUUAUGACGAAUAUACGCAAUUUGUGGCAGGAGCACGAUCUCUUGGAGGCGACGGCUCCCAAGUUUAUUGCACCCGGCGAGGUGGCCAACAACACGGACUAUCGCUCGCUGGAUGUUUAUCUCAAGGAACUAGAUGAUUUGGCCAAGAAGCUACCCACAGUGGCUCCAAUAACUGGCUUAAAUCAAGAGGAACUGCAGAGGGCCACUCCGACGCCCAGUUGGUAUCUGAUUAACUCGGAGGGCGGAAUUUUUGAGACCCGACUGGAUAGCCAGACGAAACCCUCUUCGUCGCUCUUCCAUCGGUUCCCCGACAUGCCCAACCAAAAUCAGAGUGUUUCCACAUUGGACUUGGAGUAA